GAAGAAGAAAUUUUUUUAUUAAGAACGAAAGAGAAGGACAGAACAUACAGCAAAAGGAAAAAAACGGCAACACAACGCUAAAGAUACAUCCCAACGAAAUUGGAUCUAUCCCAGCAGCGAUAGUCAAAAGCCAAGAAAAAGCAGAAGGUUAAAAAGUUCAUUUGCUUAAUUGUCAAUGGCGAACGGCCUAGUCGUUGCUCCAAAAACGUUUGUUCUCGAUCUGAUUAAACAAUAUUGCAAAUGCCAACGUUGCGCGAGAAAGCUGAAGAAAAUCAAUAAAUUGCUAGAAAAAAUCCAUGGGAUCCAUUCCACAUCCAUAGAUUCAAAUGCACAGGGCGGGUGACCAUUACGGGCUUUGUGGAUCCACAAGAGGUCAUAAGGGUACUUAAAAAAAACAACAUAAAAGCAGAUGUCUUGUUGGACGAAAUCAUCCCAAGCAUGGAUAACCACAAAAUGCAAAUUGCGACUCUGUCACGGCGAGUUGAUCAAGAAUCCCACAAACAAAAUUUGGUAGCACAAGUGCAGCAAUUUGUGGAUAAUUCAGGGUUGAAAGAAUUGGAAUUGACCUUCAAGGCGACAUGCAAUGGGAAGAACAAAGAUAAGAUGACGACGAGCCUUGAAAGUGAUACCCACAAAAAGAUUGUCAUGGAUGACGACCAUGACCAUUGUGAUCCAAAAUCGCAGGGUCACUGUUGUGGCAGACAUGGUGGCGGUGCUCACGUGUGUCAUGGUGGAGUACCUAACUGCAGCCCUUGUUGUCAAGUGCACAAUCCUUACAAUUCAUAUGGUGGGAAUUACGGCCUUCCUCUAGAGUCGAACUUCUGGUCGCCAGCACCAUGUGGCGGUCCUCCUAUAGACCCAGAGACCCCGUGGCAGAGGGACUAUUUCCCGCCACCAGCACCGGUGGCCGGUUAUGAGCCAUCGGCUCCUCCAUUGUAUGGUAAUCACGAUGAAAGUCCAAGCAGCUGCAUCACGAGCCCCAUGGUCUUUUUUCUUUUGGUAGUUGUUAUUUACUUACUUCUCUUUCGUUAAGUACUGCACUUGUUUUUAAGUGUUUUUGUCUGUAUUUUUGUUUGAGAAAGAUUACAAAUGUUGUAUAUACUAUACAUGCAAAU
Messenger RNA from Rhododendron vialii, 1115 nucleotides. RefSeq lists its product as uncharacterized. The transcript has 2 exons. NCBI's taxonomy places the organism in Eukaryota, Viridiplantae, Streptophyta, Magnoliopsida, Ericales, Ericaceae. The coding region runs from base 439 to 1032 and encodes 197 amino acids. The record is from RefSeq and is a predicted model, not a curated record.